Molecule: messenger RNA, 8268 nt
Organism: Callithrix jacchus (white-tufted-ear marmoset)
Lineage: Eukaryota; Metazoa; Chordata; Mammalia; Primates; Cebidae
Source: RefSeq, a predicted model, not a curated record
CUCCGCUGCGCCGCCGGCGUCGGGCGGAAGAAGCGUGGGGGCCGGGCCCACGUGGUGGGGCUGCGGAAACCGGACAGUCGCCGCCGCCGUUGCCCCUGUCCUCCGUCGUCUACGAGGGGCUGUCUCGAGCUGAGCCUCCUACCGGGCCCGGGUCCCGAGAUAACUUGUAGCAAUGGCUGCUGUUUAUUCUGGCAUUUCCCUUAAGCUUAAAAGCAAGACAACUUCCUGGGAAGAUAAACUAAAACUAGCUCACUUUGCUUGGAUUUCUCAUCAGUGCUUUCUUCCAAAUAAAGAACAAGUAUUACUUGAUUGGGCAAGACAAUCAUUGGUUGCAUUUUAUAAGAAGAAACUUGAACUGAAGGAAGAUAUUGUUGAAAGGCUUUGGAUGUAUAUAGAUAACAUUUUACAUAGCAGAAAAUUGCAGAAUCUCCUCAAGAAUGGAAAGACCAUUAAUCUUCAGAUUUCCCUAGUCAAGAUCAUAAAUGAGAGAAUAGCUGAGUUCUCUCAUUCGGGAUCCCAAAGAAACAUCUGUGCUGUCCUUCGAUGCUGCCAGGGCAUCCUGUCAGCACCUGCCCUUGCUGUCAUCUACACGGCCAAACAGGAGCUGAUGGUGGCCUUGCUGAGCCACCUUUGCUGGUUGGCCUGCAGGCAGCCAGAAGGAGCCGUGGUAGCCCAGUUGUUUGAGGUCAUUCACCUGGCCCUUGGCCAUUACCUCUUGAUCCAGCAGCAGCAGGUCAACCCAAGACGUGCCUUUGGGGAUGUGACUGCUCACCUGCUCCAGCCAGGCCUGGUCCUGAGGCACUUACUCUCUGGGGGCACAUGGUCACAGGCUGGUCAGGGCCAGUUGAGGCAGGUCCUGAGCCGGGACAUCAGGAAUCAGAUUGAGGCCAUGCUCCGAAGAGGAGUUUUUCAGCCUGAGCUGCUGUCAUCCUAUAAGGAGGAGCUCUUGGACCAGCAGCAAGGGGAUACGAAGACAGGAGCCAUGAAGAACCUUCUGGCUCCCAUGGACACCGUGCUCACCAGGCUGGUCGAUGCUGGCUACUGUGCAACUUCCCUUCAUACCUCUGUUGUGGCCAACUCAGUGGCCUUGUUGUAUAAGCUCUUUCUAGAUUCUUACUUCGGGGAGGGAAACCAGCUUCUCUGCUUCCAGGUUCUCCCCAGGCUGUUUGGCUGCUUGAAGAUUUCACACCUGCAGGAGGAGCAGAGAAAAGCCCUGUCCACAUCAGAUUGGACCACAGAACUUUUGGUUGUGGAACAGCUACUAAACUCAGUGGCCAACAACAAUAUCUAUAACAUCGCUGCUGACAGGAUUCGGCACGAAGAGGUUCAGUUCCACUUUUACCGCCGUGUGGCUGAGCUGCUGAUAAACCAUGCACAAGCACCCAUACCGGCCUGGUUCCGCUGCCUGAAGACUUUGAUAUCACUGAAUCAUUUGAUUUUGGAGCCAGACCUGGAUGACUUGCUGGCUUCAGCUUGGAUUGAUGCAGAAGUAACAGAGUUUCGAACCAAGAAAGCCCAGGAAGCGCUUAUUCAUACUCUCUUCCAGACUUAUGCCAAACUCCGACAAGUGCCUCGGUUGUUUGAAGAGGUUUUGGGGGUGAUCUGUCGUCCAGCUGCUGAGGCACUGAGGCAGCCUAUGCUGGCCUCAGGCCCGUCCACGGUGCUCUGUGCAUGCCUCCUGGAGCUGCCUCUGAGUCAGAUCCUGGACACGUGGUCCCUUGUGUUGGAGAAGUUCCAGUCUUUAGUCUUGCCCUAUUUGGAGAGUGAUGCUGACAUGGCCCUGAAGUCACUGUCACUGAGCUCGCUGCUGCAUUGCAUCAUGUUCAACAUGAGGAGCCUGGAUAGCAGCACGCCCCUGCCCAUCAUCAGACGGACACAGUGCAUGAUGGAGAGGAUGCUGAGGGAGCUCGUGCAGCCCCUGCUGGCCCUUCUGGACCCCCCAGGCCCAGAGCUUGAGCUGUGGCUGCAGAAGGUCAGUGACUCUGCACUCCUGCUCGCUUACACCUGGGCCCAGGUGGAUGCUAUGUUCAGUUUGAACUGUAGCCAGUAUCACUCUAUGUCUGGGGCCCUUACGGGUGUUCCUCUGGAGAUCUCGGACCUCCCUUCAUUGCUCCCAGGUAUAGAAACACAGCAUUGGAAGAAGAUAGAGAAGUUUACAGCUCAGUUCAACUCUCUUGGUAGAUACUGCUUAGAACAGCUGUACCUGCAGAAAAUGAAAAGAACUUUAAUGCAAACUAGUUUCCGGUCUGAAGAAGCCCUCCGAAGUUUGAGAUGUGAUGCUGCCUUUAUUAUUGGUUCUGGCAGAAAAAACUUGAAUCAAAGAACGACAGCUUCCUGGGACAGCCAAGUAGGGACGGUGAGUGGACUCACGUACCCUGUAGCACACUGGCACUUGAUUGUGUCAAAUCUCACCAUUUUAAUAUCCUACCUGUGUCCAGAUGAUGUGAGAUACCUGGCCAGUGUCCUGCUGAGAACUUUACCAAUGGGCAGAGCCCAGGACGGCUCAAUAGAUGAAGAGCCAUACAUCACACUGCAAAAAAUAUCCAGAGCCAUCCUUAACAGCCCUCUCUUUCCAGAGAUGCAGUCCCUUCAUUCUGCUUUCUUAAUGUGUUUAGCCGCAAGAUGUUCCAGCAUUCUGUGUUCUGGUGCCCAGCGUGACUCAGGUCUUGUCAGUCAGCAGCUUCCCUGGCUUUUUGAAAAGGACCACAUGGUUGUGGCUCAUUGGGAAAAUAGAUUUGCAAAAAUUGGACCCGAAGGUAUAGAACCUCGAGGAGAAAUUGCCCAGAACUUACUAUCCCUGGUCAAGAGUGACUUCCCCAUCCAGCUGGAGGGAGAACAGUUGGAAAGCAUCCUGGGGUUUUUGGAAGUGAUGUCUACUUUACAACUGGACAGCCUCUUGCCGCCUUAUCAUGUGCAUUAUUUUCUUCUGUUACUGUCCAUGGCUGUCACCAAACUAGGAUGUUCUUGCUCCUCCUCACUGGCUCUCAAGUUCUUGAUGACUUGCUACCAGCUUCUUGGUUACCUGCAAAGAGGGAAAAGUGUUCGGUCUGUGUUCAAGAUCAUGUAUGUUAGUGAUAUUUUUGAGAUUGUACUGACCUCAUUGUUCAGAGCUAGUAGUAGAUUCCCUAUUGAGAUGGAUGAUCCCACUUGGCUGGAAUUCCUCCAAGUGAUAGGGACAUUCUUAGAGGAGCUAAUGCAGAUGCUCAUCCAAAUGAAGCUGAGCUUGGUGCUCAAUUUUAGAAAAAUCACCACGUUCCUCUCUAGUUCCAAACCACACAUGGAGGCAGCUUCUGGCAAACAGUUGGAAAAUCAGAACCCUCAGGGCAGGCAGCUCCUUCUGGUGUCUUUAACGAGGUUAUGCCAUGUGCUGGGACCUUUCCUCAAAGAGCAGAAGCUGGGCCAGGAGGCCCCGGCAGCUCUGUCUAAGCUGCUGCAGCAGGCCAUGCUGCAGACAGGAGCUGUGCUGCAACUCUGCUCCGUGCCAGGGGCCCAGGGCUGGUGCCUUCCUUUGGUCCUCAUCUCAUCUGUCAGCAUGCUCUUGGAAGCUGACCUGUGCCUGCACUGCAGGGGUGGAGAGGCCAACAUUUCCCAAGUAACCGACGGGACACUGCUCUCCCAUGCUGCCCUCUACCAGGGUGUUUACUCUCAGAUACUGUCGGAGUUGCCAGCUCUUGCAGGACAGGAUCAGUCUUUUCGGGCAGCCUUGCAGUUUUUGACUCUGUUCUUUUUGGCCCCAGAACUCCAUCCCAAAAAGGACUCCGUGUUUACCUCCAUGUUUCAUUCUGUGAGAAGAGUUCUUGCAGGUUCAAUCAAUUCUCCUGCUUCAGCCUCCUGAGUAGCUGGGAGUACAGAUGUGUGCCACCACACCCAGGUAAUUUUUGUAUUUUUAGUAGAGACGGGAUUUCACCAUGUUGGCUAGGAUGGUCUCAAUCCCUUGACCUUGUGAUCCACCCACCUCAGCUUCCCAAAGUGCUGGGAUUACAGGCAUGAGCCACAGGGCCCAGCCAAUAAAGUAAACUUUAAAUUAAAGAGUACAAAUUACUUAAUUUCUAAAGAGCCUUUUACAGUUUCUUGAGGGCAGGACUGUGCCUUCCUUAGUUCACCGCGCUGCCCCCCAGCCCCUCUCUUCCCCCAUCCCCCCCGCCCCUCUCCCCCAUAUUAGGAUGCUGCCAGGUGCAGGUGCUCAUUGGACCAAGGCUCACCUUCAAUGUCAUCAUAGUAUUUUAGUCUGAAGGCAGCCUUCCAGGCAGCAAACUAGGACCUCAUACACAGCCUAGAAGCAAACGAGCUCAUAUCUUCCUGCACAGAGUCGACCUUUACAGUCCCCUUGGUCAAAGGUUAAUGGGUUACUGUGCAGUCAUUAAAAUUAUAAUUGUGAAAACUCUUAUGAAGACAAGGGCUAGAAAUAUCUAGAAAAUGUUGUUAAGCAAAAAAAGUACAAUAUGAACUGUUAAAUAUGCCACAACUAUAUAAAAUAUGCAUGAAUGCAGACAAGGGCUAGAAAUGGAUGCAAACAUUAAAAUAAUCAUUGUAUUAACAUGUUGUGGUUAUUGCUAUUUUCUUUAUACCACUUUAAUGUUGCAUUUUAAUACAUCAAAAUACUUGUCUAUGGUUUAAUUAAACUUGCCAUAGCAGGGGAUAGACUAUAUUGUCUUUGGAGGCCCGUUUAGAGUUAGUUGAGGUUUUCCUGUAAAUAGAGUGAAAAGUGAUUAAGAUUUGUUAUCUUUAUUAGGGUAUACAAAUAAAAUACACUUUUAUUCCUCCCAAAAAACAAGCAAGCAAGAAGAGAUUUCUUGUGUUUUAGGAUAGCACACACCACAAUUGUGAGGGCCUUUUUUGUUUUGGUGGUAAUGAAAGGGUUGGGGUCAGGUCAGUCUUUUGAGGUGAGGUCUGGAAAUCAGGCACAUCUGAUCCUUGGAGCACAGGUUAACCUCUCUGUUUCUGGGUGGAGAAGCUGUGACGGAUGGGGCCAUGGGCCUGCCUUUCAGUACAUGAGGGUUAAAUGGGUUCUCGUGGAAAGUGAAGCCACCUGGUCUGCCUGUGCAAGCACCAGAACUGAAGUGCUGUGGCCCAAAUCACGCUCCUGAUGUCUCCCCUUCAGUACCUCUCUGUUUCUGGCGUGACUGUGGAUUAACUGAUAGGCUUCGAUAUUACAUUGUUCUGUCUUACCGUGUCAGCGACUCUUUUAGGGAACGGUAUUCACCUUCUUAAUGGGAGCUAAAAUCAAGUCUUUUAUUAAGCCUAGUUACAGUGUUCUAAAUGAAUGGCCCAAGAAACGGCAGCUGGUGGUCUGAAGCUCUGCCCUGUGCCCCUUAGUUAAACAGAAUACUUCGACCUCCUUUUCCUCUUUAACCCUGGUGAGGUGAGGCAAUCUCUCUGUCUCUCUUUUUUUUCUUUCCUUUUUUUGAGACAGAGUCUUGUUCUGUCACCCAGUCUGGAGUACAGUGGCAUGGUCUCUGCUCACUGCAUCCUCUGCCUCCUGGGUUCCAGCAGUUCUCCUGCCUUGACCUCAAGUAGCUGGGAUUAUAGGCAUGCACCACCACACCUGGCUAAUUUUUGUAUUUUUAGUAGAGAUGGGGUUUACCAUGUCAGCCAGAUUGGUCUCAAACUCCUGACUUCAGGUGAUCCACCUGCCUCAGCCUCCAAAAGUGCUGGGAUUACACGUUUGAGCCACCAUGGCUUGCUGAGUUGAGGCAAUCUUUAAGUCCUAACUGUAUGUCCCUGGACUUCUGGUAUCUUUUCCCCAGGGACAGAGCCCCUUGGUCACAGCGUGGGCAAGGUUGGGCCAGGCCAGCCUGCCACACUGCUGUGCCCUCAGCUCAUUGGCCUGGGGUGUUGUGUCCAGGCCUCUUCCACCUGAGCUGUUAGGCUCUGUCCAGGGAAGUGCCAGAGUUGUGAGUGCUGUGGAAGAAAUGUCAAGUGAGGAGUGGUCCAAGGCUUCAGGCAGGGAGAGAGGGAGUGUGAGGAGGGGCUGUGCAGGUGCCCCAGCCAUGGAGUUCUCCCUGUGUCCUCCUGGAGGGUGGUUCAGAGGUGAGCUUUUAUAAAAAUACCUCUGACAGUAGAACAGAGGACCUGAAUUCAGUUACAGAAACCAACACUUCUAAAAAUGCUUCUUGGCCGUGAGUGGUGGCUGGCAUCUAUAAUCCUGCACUUAGGGAGGCUGAGGCAAGAGAUCACUUGAGGCUGGGAGUUCGAGACCAACCUGGAAAAAAGCAAAACCCCAUCUCUUCAAAAAGUUAGCCAGGUGCGGUAGCAGGCACCUGUGGUCCCAGCUACUCUGGAGGCUGAGGCGAGAGGACCCCUUGAGUCCAAGAAGUCGAGGUUGCAGUGAGCCAUGACUGUGCCACUGCACUCCAGCCUGAGUGAUGGAGUGAGACCCUGUCUCCAGAAAAAAUUUUUAAAAAUUAAAAUGCUUGUAUCUUGCUCUGGAGGAGAGUGAGGUGUUGAUUUUGGCCUUUGUAAUUAAGUAAACAGACAGUCGCACCAAUCAUAGGGUAAAGGUGGAGGAGAUGCCAUAGAAUGAACCAGAGCGAUGGGACUCUGGGCGGAGAGGCCACAUACAGGCCUAGCCUGAGUGGCCCUUAAAAAAUAGUUAGGGCAGGUGGAAAUGGGAGCCUUUCAUGUGAGGGCACUAUGUUGUGAGCUCUGUGGCCUUUUUAAACUUGCCAGCCACAGGAGUUGGUGCUGUUAUGCCCACUUCACUGAUGAGGGUGUUGAGGCUACGGAAAGGAACCUCACUGAUGAGGGAGAUCAUGAGUCCGGGUUUUACAGCUUGUGGGAGACUCAGACCUAGAUCUCUACCUCUCAAAGCCUUUGGUCCCCUUUCCCCCAGUGUUGUAAACAGUAAGCAAAGACAGGAAAGCAGGAAGGUAUUCUGGCAAUGUGGAAUAGUCAGAUGGGGCUGAAGCGCUGGCUGGGAAGAUGACCUGGGGUCAGAUGAUAAAGGGCCUUGAGUGCCCUGGCUUUGGGCGUUAUUGUGAAACCGUGGGCCCAAGGACACUGGGGAUGAUGGAAAACAGCCGGGUGACUUCCUGACAGUCAUGCAGUCCUGAAAAGUGAGUCUCUUAAUCUUUUUAACUUUCCUGUCUGUUUAAAAUACCACCCAUUCUUGCGCCCCUACCAAUUUUAUAAAAGAAAUACAAAACAGAAAAAAAAAAUACAAUUGACCCUUGGACAACAUAGGAGUUAGGGCACCAACCCCUGGCACAGUAAAAAAAAAAAAAUCCAUGUAUAGCUUUCUGAAACAAUUCUAUUUAAAAAAUCACGUGUUACUUUUGACACUCCAAAAGUUAACCACUGAUAGCCUACUGCCGACCAGAAACCUUACCGAUAACAUGAGCAGUCGAGUACCACAUAUUUCACAUGUGCUUAUGUAUUCUUGAAAUCAAGUAAGCUAGAGAAAAGAAGAUGUUAUUAAGAAAAUCAUAAGAGAAAAUAUGUUUGCCAUUCAUUAAGUGAAGUAGAUUAUCAUCAAGGUCUCCAUCCUCUUCGUCUUCACAUUGCGUAAGUUGAGGAGGAGGAAGGAGAGAGGUUGGUCUUGCUGUCUCGGGGGUGGCAGAGGCCAAAGAAAACCCAUGUAUAAGUGGAUCCAUGCAGUUCAAACGUCGUUCAAGGGUCAACAGCACAAAGUAAUAGCCACCUGUCUUCUGUGGUUCGGAGCUUACCUCCUGAGCAUGGCUGUCGUCUUCUGUGUUUGUGUGUAUACACACUGCACGGGUACAGCUGUGUGAGAGCAUGGCGUCACGCUAAAUACCUGUACCUGCUUUUUCCACCAGUGCUUGUGCACGGGUACAGCUGUGUGAGAGCAUGGCGUCACGCUAAAUACCUGCACCUGCUUUUUCCACCAGUGCUUGUGCACGGGUACAGCUGUGUGAGAGCAUGGCGUCACGCUAAAUACCUGCACCUGCUUUUUCCACCAGUGCUUGUGCACGGGUACAGCUGUGUGAGAGCAUGGCGUCACGCUAAAUACCUGUACCUGCUUUUUCCACCAGUGCUUGUGCACGGGUACAGCUGUGUGAGAGCAUGGCGUCACGCUAAAUACCUGUACCUGCUUUUUCCACCAGUGCUUGUAUUACCACGUCCCUGACUUGGUGAUGUUUGAUGGCUGCCACAGCUGUGCACGAUUUCAUCCUGUGGCUACUUGGUAAUUUAUUUCACCUGUCUGUCUGUCACAUCUUAACAGGUUUGGUUUCUUUCCCACACAGAUCCUGACAUUCCUGUUCAGGUCACUCAGGAUAUUGAGCCUCAUUUGGGAGCCUUGUUCACCCA